Molecule: messenger RNA, 3523 nt
Organism: Colletes gigas
Lineage: Eukaryota; Metazoa; Arthropoda; Insecta; Hymenoptera; Colletidae
Gene: Nup133
Product: nuclear pore complex protein Nup133
Exons: 20
Coding region: 1-3402 (1133 amino acids)
Biological process (GO): protein import into nucleus; transcription-dependent tethering of RNA polymerase II gene DNA at nuclear periphery; poly(A)+ mRNA export from nucleus
Cellular component (GO): nuclear pore outer ring
Molecular function (GO): structural constituent of nuclear pore; protein binding
Source: RefSeq, a predicted model, not a curated record
AUGGAUCGCACGAGUAUAGGAAAUUCAAUAGGAAGGAGUUUGACGUCUCCGAAAAAACGCAUGUCAAUAGUACAAUCUUUGAAGAAAAAUAACUCAUCAAUGAACGUGUCUGGUCGUUUGAAUCAGUCUGCACAAAUAAUAUGUAAAACUGUCAAUCAUGUGGUGGAAAGUUUUGAAUCCCCUUUACCAGUCCUAGUUACUGAGGCUUUAACAUUUGUAGACAGAAAUAUUGCCAUUAGUAUAAAUAUUUCGGAAGAUGGCUGGGUUUGGCUUGUAUGCGGUCGUAGAUUGCUCGUUUGGCAAUAUAAAACAACGAUUCACGAUUCAAAGCAAAAGAGAACGUUUAAAACUCAGUGUCGCGAAUUGUUAUUGCCCCAAAGUGAUUUAGCUCAUAAAGCAGACUGCAUAGCCAUGUGGUUACCUUUGGGCCAUCAGGUUCCUAGUUGCAUGGCUGUGUCUCCUGAAGGUAUUGUACGUUUCUGGGCUAGUGUAGCACACGAAGAAUCGUAUAUAGAAACAAGUGCGGAACUGGCUGGACAAGAAGUCAAUUGUCUUACUUACAUUCCUGGUCACGGUUGUAUUUUAGCUACAACUACAUGCACGGUAGCGUUAUUGCAACCGCAUUUUGCUAAUGGUAAAAAUAGCAUAAUGUGCCAAGUCCUUAGGACGAGUCAAGGAUGGCUAGGCGGCAUAGGACGUAGAAUGACCUCUCUUAUUUUUGGAGCUAUGCCUCAGUCGCCGGUUAUAGAAACGAAAUUACUGAAGGUUGUGUGUACAGAAUUGGUUGAUAGAGGAUCGAGAGUUCUUAUUUUAGCCGGUUCGUCUCUACAAUAUUGGUCUUUCCCUCGUAACGAACAGGAAAAAAUGGAAUUCGACGAAGAUAUCGGGCAUAUUAUUUCGCAAAUGUUUCAAAGAAAAAUUAUGGAAUUAGGUACGUGUAAUCCGCAAAGUAUAGGCACGUGGUUAAUUGAUAUGCAACCUUGCGACGAAGGCAUAGUAUUUUUAAUGGCAGCACAAUGUACCGACGUAUCGCGUCAAAUUCACUUUGCGCUUGGUCUGCUACCGCUAACUUCCACAACAUUAGGAAAUACGUUUAAUUGGUUUAUACCGAUUAAAAUUGAUCUCUUUCUGUUCGGCCCCUGCACAGAUUCGAAUUUAGUUUCUUAUCGGUUUAUGUUCUCCGGCUGGGAAGCCAUAAUGUACGACGACCACUACGUAUUCGUUGUGAACUGCAUGUCUGAUCACGAACAAGAUAAAAUACGUUUAGCACGAAAUGAAGAUAGUAUUCUCGGUGGCGCUUUGUGUUCAGGAAUUCCAGUUUUAUUUACCAAAAAUUUUGGUUUGGUUUCUAUCAUGCCAACGGAUUUCAUGUCUCAAGAUUUUAAUAUGACUUUUCCUGAUACAAACGCAAGUACAGAUUAUACGUAUCAAAAUGCACAAAAUUUUACUAGUCUCAUAAGCAACGAAGAAGUUCAAGACAUGUUUUACAGUUCCGAUGGAGCCACGCAAUUGCGCGCCGCGUUUCUUCUUAGUCUGCGUCAAAAUAAGUCGCAGUGCGAAGAAAUUUUAUCGCAACUGUUCCCUUUGCAAGAAGAGCCAGUGAUGGAUAUAGAUGCUAGCCUUGAUACUCUGGUAUUGAAAGUUGCUCAAGACUUGAUAGACGAUUACCCGGCAAACGAUCCGCGUUGGUCAAAUCACAGGGACUUGUCCAUGACAAUAAACGCGGUUACUUCUAUGCAAAUAUCUCAUCAGUUGGAGGGGAAGCAGAAAGCAUUGGAUUUAUUUGUAUUAUUUCUAAAAGAACAUGAUUUAUGGAAUCGAUUCUGUGCUGUUACGUAUAGAGGAAUAAUUAUGUCUACUCCGCAUGUUCUUGGUGAAUACGCAGAAAAAAUAGUUGCAGCAUUGACUAUAUAUAAUCUCCAAAAUAGAUAUUCUAGUAUCGUGGAUGCUGUGAUAGAACAAACUUUAAGCCCCGAAUCGUACGUGUCUGAUGAAUUAACGACCCGCGAUAUUUUUUAUCGUGAAGUGAGCACGGUGCACAAAUUUUUUCCUACCUUGGUAAAUAAUACAUGCCAAGUGACAGAAUCUGAAAGACCUAUUCAACAAGUAGCUCAUUAUAUUAUACAAGUGAACGCCAUAUUAUUGAGUGUAUUACACGAGGUACUUAAAUACCGGCAACAUAAUGCUGAACGUUACAUUCCUACGAGGCGUUCAAGCAAUAUAACGGAAUAUCUUCCUUGGACGGUGGCAAUUGGUAAACAUGGACUAAGAAAUUGUCUUACUACGAUGUAUAAUUUAACUCUUAAACACGGCCUGACUGGAACCAACGAUUCAACAGUGAGGAACGAAUUAUAUGAACAAUUAGUGGGUUUCAUAGAUUUAAUAUUAGACGGUCGUAAAUGUCAUUUAGAAAGUGUAUGGGGUACAGAAAAGUAUAAUACGAUACUCUUAAAACAAUAUGAAACAGAUCGAACGAAAUUGAUUCAACCUCUGAUAAAGGAAGAGCAAUACGAUAGUGCCGCGAUGCUAGCCGAAAAAUAUUGCGAUUUUGCAUCUCUUAUACAAAUAUGCGAAUUGACUAACAAUAAAAACCGAUUAGACGGCUAUAUGGAAAAAUUCUCAGACCAAAACUUCGUGGAAUUUUUAUUUUCAUGGUACGUGAAGGAUGGUCGACAAGGUCAACUAGUAGAAAAGUGUAGACGCGGUGAUACCGUUGAAUUGUCAGAAAAAUUAGCAGAACAUCCUACUUUGUCUUGGGUUCAGUCCGCGCUCACGGACGAUUUACGAUUCGCCGCCAACACGCUUCAUUCCUUAGCGUCUCAAGAAACCGAAUUGGUGACACGCAAAAAGUCGAUGCUGUCAUUAGCAAAAUUGGCUCUUCUUGCUUCGGGCGAUCCUCAGGAAGAAUUGAGCGACUAUGUGGAAAGAAUCGACAACGAAUUGGCGUUAAUAGCUCAUCAAGAAGAUUUACCGACCCAAGUACUCACGACAUAUGGUUACGACGUGGAAAAAUUACGAGUUUUCAAACCAACGGAAUUAAUUACGUUGUAUACGUCCGAAGACAACAUAGACGCGAACGAGUACGAUUUUAAAAAAGCUCUCGAUUUACUUGAUUACGUGGAAGACAAAGACGAGAAAGCAUCUUUGAAGUUACGAAUUUGGGCGCGAGCUGCCAAACGGGAUCAGUGGGACACUAUAGGAAAGAAUCCUGAAGAACAAGUACAAGAAACGAUAUUCUUCAAGUUAAUGGAUCUUGCACAUUUUAUGGGCGACCUGGCGACUCAGUUUCUUCCGCCAGUGGAUAUGUUAUUGGAAGAGCCUGAACUGGGAAGCCUUGCUGAGUCGAACAACUUUCAAUUCCUGAUAAAGUUCGUGUACGAGUAUACAUAUCACAAUUAUUAAUCUACCAGAUCAGUUUUGAUGCUAGUGAUGGGAUUUAAAAGCGCUUCGAAUUUAAUCGACGUUUACCUGCGCAUUUGAAUGAAGAAGUUACAUUUUGUAUUCGAAAAUAUGUAUCAGGACA